Molecule: messenger RNA, 1412 nt
Organism: Papaver somniferum (opium poppy)
Lineage: Eukaryota; Viridiplantae; Streptophyta; Magnoliopsida; Ranunculales; Papaveraceae
Product: isoprenyl transferase-like
Exons: 3
Coding region: 73-987 (304 amino acids)
Biological process (GO): plastid membrane organization; response to cold; polyprenol biosynthetic process
Cellular component (GO): chloroplast stroma
Source: RefSeq, a predicted model, not a curated record
CCGGCAAUUCAUACUUCAGUUAAUCGAACUAGUAUUUUUUCCGAUACUCCACCACUACCAAAGAUUCUUGUAAUGAUUUACCUACUAAUGGUAGGAAUGGUGGUGUUGGUAGUGGUAAUGAUAGUGGGAAAAAGGUUUCACAAACCGACACCUCUUGCUGCAAAAGAGAAAGAGAAGGUGGUGCCGGACAAGCAGUUUGAAGCGGAUACUGGACAACCUGCUGCUAGCGAUGCAAAAGCUUUGUCAGAGGGGAAAUUGCCGGCCGGCCUAAGGCAUGAGCAUUUGCCAAAACAUGUGGCAGUUAUUCCGGAUGGUAACAGGAGGUGGGCAAAAAAGAAAGGAAUGCCAUCUAUAUUAGGCCAUGGUGCGGGUGUGCGAAGUCUUUUGCAAUUUGCUGACUUAUGUUGCAACUGGGGUAUUGAGGUCUUGACAGUAUUUCUAUUCUCUACUGAGAAUUGGGUUCGACCUCGUUAUGAAGUAGACUUUCUAAUGGAAGUUAUUCAAAAAGGAAUUUUCGAGGAAGGGCUGGAGUUGUUCAUGAGAAAAGGGAUUCAAGUAUCUGUAAUAGGGGAUCCUACGAAGCUACCGACUUCGCUACAGAACUGGAUAACAAAGACAGCAGAAGCUACUAAGAACAACUCAAGACUCCACUUUAUCCUGGCAAUUAACUACAGUGGAAGAGACGACAUUGUACAAGCAUGUCAAAGUAUUUCUCGCAAAGUAAUGGGUAACUCUAUCAAAGUAGAAGACAUCGAUGAAGCCAUAUUUAGUCAAGAACUUAAAACAAACUGCACUGAAUUCCCUUACCCCGACCUACUCAUCAGGACUAGCGGCGAGCAGCGGAUCAGUAAUUUCUUAAUGUGGCAAUUAGCUUAUACUGAAGUUUAUUUUGAUGAAUGUCUGUGGCCUGAUUUUGGCGAGAAAGAAUUUGUCAAGGCAUUGCUCUCAUUUCAAGGAAGACACAGACGAUACGGUGGGCAACAUUAGAAGGAGACAGGAAUUUCUAAACUAAAAAGAAAGCAACAUUGUUAUAGAAAAAUGUGUGCUAACGAAACGUCUAAUAAUAUGGCCCUCGUUGCAAACAGUAUAUUAGUGCCGACAUAGUUUUUGUUGUAUUAAGCAGCUGAAGCCUGAAAUUGAAACUCGUUUUUAAAGAUAGAGAAACACAAGUGGCCUGUAUUGAACUGUCCAUCCCAUCACCGUUGCGUGGAGGUCUGCUCUUCACAAAAUGAAAACACUGGCCCUUGUAGUUAAAUGAGCCUUCAAUAGCAGCUCUUGGUGGUGCCAUUUGGUACCAAAUACGUGUAAACUAAAAAAACAUUUUGCAAAGUAAAGCUACAAAGACUUGUCUGCUCAAAAAUGGGCUAGAAAAACCUAUAAAUGUACCACCAAAACAGGCAAAAGAUUGAGAA